AUGGCGGCUCAGUACGUUUUCGCGGGUAUCGCGGCCGCAGGAAUCGCCUUUUGGUACGACUUUACGAGCUGGAAGAGUGCUGGCACCGGAGGCACGCCGCCAACCUUGGAAGGCUACCUCAAGAUCCGGCGAUGGGGAAUCUACCUGCUCUACACGCGCCAAAACCUCCUUGACCCAUCUCCACUCCCGGAUUCGGGGACUUCGUAUAUCAAAUCGCAAAGGAUUCCGGGACGUGUGGGUAACAGGCCAGAACUCACGCGCUGGACCCUUCCCCAGCGUCAAUUUCCUGAGAAGAUUACUCCAACUGCAUCGGCCACUCUUCACAAUUUGAUGCAAGAAAUCUCCAGUACGGCGCCUUACUCGGAGUAUAUUGAAACGCGACCUAGCAAGACAGAAGGCGGUACCGGACCUGCCAUUUACGUCAAGCCAGAUGUCAAGACCAUCAAUCCUGUAGCGCACAAGAUCUUCUACGAAGUCGCGCAUGUACAUCCAGCAGAGAACUCGUUGCAUGUUUAUGUGAGUCCUCAGGAUGCGAAGUUAAUCAUGAACCGAGGCUGGGGGUUGCGCUUUCCUGUUACAUGGAUUGCGCCACCAAGCUGGAUCAUGGUGUACGCGCCGAGGAAUGAGGAGGAAGUAGAGGUUGUGAGGGAGAUUGUCAGGGCUGCUGUUUGCUUUGCUGUGAGCAUGAACAUUGAGUAG
Molecule: messenger RNA, 699 nt
Organism: Pyrenophora tritici-repentis Pt-1C-BFP
Lineage: Eukaryota; Fungi; Ascomycota; Dothideomycetes; Pleosporales; Pleosporaceae
Source: RefSeq, a predicted model, not a curated record